Messenger RNA from Pochonia chlamydosporia 170, 888 nucleotides. RefSeq lists its product as hypothetical. The transcript has a single exon. NCBI's taxonomy places the organism in Eukaryota, Fungi, Ascomycota, Sordariomycetes, Hypocreales, Clavicipitaceae. The coding region runs from base 1 to 888 and encodes 295 amino acids. The record is from RefSeq and is a predicted model, not a curated record.
AUGCUUUUCUCCAUCCACAGGCUUUCCUGCCUAGGUUGGUACCUCUGGGCAUGCAGCUUCUCAUGCAGAACUGUGGAAGCUUCAGCUUCAGCUUCAUUUCCAUCCACGGUAGAAUUCGACCUCGUCUUCCCGCGCAACGAGACAUACGCGCUGGCACCCCUCUUCCCCUUUGUAUUCGCAGUUCAGAAUCCACAACUCGCCGCGGCGUUGAAUCCAAGCAUAUCGUUCAGGACGUUCAGGACGGAUGACUACGACGCAACCAUCACCAGCUAUGAAAUCGAUCUGUCUGCAGCCAACUUUUCUGAGAGGAGCCCAUACUUUACGUAUAGAGGCACCAAAGCUUUCCACGAGGCUGAAGGCACCUGGGUCAUUGCAUGGGAAGCUGCUGCGGGUAACUGCUCGUAUGGGUCAGGGGUCGACGGGGCGGUUGGGUUUUCCGUAUCGCGGCCAAGCAGGUCCAUCACCUUUACAACCCGAAAGGGAGGCCAGCAGCCAGAUGUGGUUGCUGCUACAAAGGGCGGCGUCUGUGGCAUGAAUAGCACCGGCAGUGCCCGGACGUUCAACUUGACAGGCGUUAUUGACCUUACCAAGGUGGAUGUAAUCUCCAAGCUGUCUGUUCAGGGGUCGCCGUUCAAGGGUCGAGACUCCUGUGCCGUCCUCUCGCCCUUGCAGCCGCAUCCGUCUCCGAAUCCUUACGCCGUCAAGGUCAGUUCGGAUAUGGCCAUGAGCAUAUCUGCAAAACUCACCGCCAGCGCGUGCAGGGGCGACCCGCAUCCUGUUGUGACUUGUGCGCCAGCCGAAAACUUUGCGUCGAAAUUAGGGAAUAAUCUCUCUGUAGGUGUGGCGGGUUUGUGGUUGGUUGGUGCUCUCGUCUGCUUUCACUUUUGA